Messenger RNA from Gongylonema pulchrum, 198 nucleotides. Lineage: Eukaryota; Metazoa; Nematoda; Chromadorea; Rhabditida; Gongylonematidae. The record is from the annotation of a GenBank genome assembly.
CAGAAGUCGCAGAAAAAUCUCAGCAAAGAAGAAAUACUGAAGCAAAAAGACCGAGCAACGCUGUCCGAAAGACGCUCGUUUCUUGUCCGAAUGGUUUCCGAUCCGAAGUGUUACAAUCCGAAGAUAGUGCGUCAUUUAACGAUGAGCACCCACCAAAAAAUGAGCGAGGAUGUUGCUCGGGAUCUUUCCUUAAGGUAA